AUGGAAAAAAUGGCAUCUGUCAAGGAUUAUCAAGUUGCAAGCGUUGCCGUACACGAUGCGAAGAUGGGAAGCCAUGUAAAUGUUAUCGUUGCAACUGCGGAACACACUGCAACGGCGUCAUCUGCAGCUGCUGUAGCUGGUCCUUGUGACGGCUACGUGAUCGGCAGAUGCGGAGACAAAAACUACAGCGAGUGUAUCGGCCACGUCAGAUACGAAGCAAGCGGUCCUGUAUUAAAUCGCAACAAAUACCCGAUUGACUGCAAAAAAUCCCACAAAGGUGGGCCCGUGGAGAACGAGACGAGAACGGCAAUUGCGUUAUUGAAUGCACAUACUGCGGCAAAUUAUGUUCCCAAGAUUGGUGCAGAAUAUGGCUAG
Messenger RNA from Babesia bigemina, 375 nucleotides. RefSeq lists its product as hypothetical. Bases 1 to 375 code for a protein of 124 amino acids. The transcript has 3 exons. NCBI's taxonomy places the organism in Eukaryota, Apicomplexa, Aconoidasida, Piroplasmida, Babesiidae. The record is from RefSeq and is a predicted model, not a curated record.